Messenger RNA from Drepanopeziza brunnea f. sp. 'multigermtubi' MB_m1, 1791 nucleotides. RefSeq lists its product as uncharacterized. The record is from RefSeq and is a predicted model, not a curated record. NCBI's taxonomy places the organism in Eukaryota, Fungi, Ascomycota, Leotiomycetes, Helotiales, Drepanopezizaceae. Gene Ontology annotation, cellular component: plasma membrane. Gene Ontology annotation, biological process: transmembrane transport. Gene Ontology annotation, molecular function: transmembrane transporter activity.
AUGGCUCCAGCCCACCAUGAGCACAUGGCUCAGCAGCCUGUCUCCAGUUUCCAUCACAGCAACGCAGAUUCCAUACACUCGGCCAGCACUACCGAAGAGCGCCCAGACCUCGAUCAAGUGCGGACCAAUAUCUCUACCCACGAUAUUCCUAUACAGCACUACUCCUCAUUUGUCGAGAUUCCCGAUGAAGUAUACGAUCGAUUGUCGCCAUCACGGAAGCUCGUUAUAGUAGCACUUUUGUCAUUCUGCUCUUUCCUCGCUCCGAUAUCUUCAACUACCAUUCUGGCGGCUAUUCCAGAGGUAGCCUCAACAUACAAUAGCACCGGAACAAUAAUCAACCUGAGCAAUGCUCUCUACAUGCUUUUCAUGGGAGUUUCACCCUGUUUCUGGGGACCACUUAGCCAAGUGUACGGUCGACGAUGGAUCUGUCUUGUAACAGCAGCACUGUUCUGUGGCUGCUCCCUGGGCACAGCCCUCGCGCCCAAUCUUCCCGCCUACUUUGCAUUCCGCAUUCUCACAGCUUUCGAAGGCACCUCUUUCCUCAACGUCGGCGCCUCAUGCAUAGGGGACAUCUACCGGCCCACAGAGCGGGCGACAGCCAUGGGUUGGUUCCUCUCCGGCACCCUCAUCGGUCCAGCCUUCGGCCCUUUCAUCGGUGGCAUCAUCGUGACUUUCAGAUCCUGGCGCGUAAUCUUCUGCCUGCAAACCGCUCUCGCAGGCGUAGCGCUCGUCGGCGCCUACGUCCUGCUCCCCGAAACAGCACAUCACAUGAAAGCCGACGACCUCGUCGGUCUCUCCUUGAGGGCCAAAGCAAGGAUCUUGUGCGGCAUGUUGAACCCAUGGCGAGUGCUGGGGCUGUACAAAUACCCGAACUUGAUCAUGGUCGCUCUGGCCAGUAGCUCUCUGGUCUUCAACAUGUAUUCUCUAUUAACACCCAUAAGGUACAUCCUCAAUCCUCGUUUUGACCUCACCACGCCCAUCGAGUCUGGAUUGUUCUACCUUGCGCCCGGCUGCGGAUACAUUCUAGGCACGUUCUUCGGUGGUAGAUACGCCGACCACGUCACCAUCAAAUGGCAGUCUAUCCGCGGCGGUGAACGCGUCCCCGAAGACCGACUCCGCUCCGCCCUCCCAUUCAUGGGAAUCGCCAUCCCAGCCAGCAUGCUGAUCUACGGCUGGUCGAUCGAGCAGCGCUUCGGCGGCAUCGCCCUCCCUGUCGUCACGAUGUUCUGCCAGGGCGUCGCCCAGCUCUUCUGCUUCCCCAGCCUGAACACCUACUGCCUGGACGUGAUGCAGAGCCACAGCGCCGAGGUCAUGGCGGGGAACUACAUGCUCCGCUACCUGUUCGCGGCGCUGGGCAGCGCGACCGUCCUACCGGCCGUCGAGCGCGUUGGCGUCGGCUGGUUCUCGACUGUCAGCGCGGCCUUCUUGGUGGGGAGUAGCCUGGCGACUUAUGCGGCUGUUUGGUGGGGCGCUGCGUGGAGAGAGAAGGUGGAUGCGAAGCGGCGGGCGGCGAGGAGUGAGAGGAAGAAGAUGAUGAUGACUAGUGCUGGGGGCGUGGAGUUGGAUCGGGAGGAUGAGCUGCGAAAAGCACCUGUGCUGGUAGGAGGGAAGGAGGAGGAUAGUAAGCCCCUGUCUGGAUCACUCACUGCGCGCAGAUGCAAGCCAGGUUACACCGCUAGGUCAAAGAAAACCUUCACUGCACUUUCCCCAGUUGCACGCUACGGCCAGAUGCAAGUAACCGGCGACCCUACCUAUCUGCUCGCGAGCUGGACCAAAGUACUACGUAAAUAG